This is a messenger RNA of Hansenula ciferrii, 1371 nucleotides long. Its product is annotated as tRNA lysidine(34) synthetase. The transcript has a single exon. NCBI's taxonomy places the organism in Eukaryota, Fungi, Ascomycota, Saccharomycetes, Phaffomycetales, Wickerhamomycetaceae. The record is from RefSeq and is a predicted model, not a curated record. Gene Ontology annotation, molecular function: ligase activity, forming carbon-nitrogen bonds; ATP binding. Gene Ontology annotation, biological process: tRNA processing. The coding region runs from base 1 to 1371 and encodes 456 amino acids.
AUGGAGACUAGGUUUCUCAGGUCUUUGAAACAAAUAUGGUCAAAUGGUUCGAUUCCUUCCAAAAUUGCAGUCUCUUUAUCUGGUGGUGUGGAUUCAAUGUGUUUAAUUCAUCUAUUAAAUAAAGUUAAUCAAUUGGAAAAUUUAAAUAUUUCAAUAUAUCCUAUAUCAAUGGAUCAUGGCCUUCGGAAGGAAAGUUCAAAUGAAUUGAAAUUUAUACAUCAUGAAAUGGAGAAAUUAGGUUUAGAUUCAAAUUUCCAAAGUUGUAAAUUAGAUUUAUCUUCAUUAUAUACUAGUAAUACAGAUAGUACAUCAAUUAGUUUUGAAAAAUUGGCAAGAAUUAAAAGAUAUGAUAAAUUACAUGAAAUAUGUAAUCAUUUACAAAUACAAAAUAUCUUUACAGGUCAUCAUGCAGAUGAUAAUUUAGAAACUUUUGUUCUAAGAUUAUUGAAUAAUAGUGGUGAAUUUGGUUUAAGAGGUAUUUCAAAAAUUUCAAAUGCUCCAUUGUUAUCAAAACCUUUUAUUAGUUUUAAUCAAUUAAAAUUAAUAAGACCUUUAUUGGAUUUCAAUAAAUUUGAAAUAUAUAAAUAUGCUAAUGAACAAAAUACAAAUUGGGUUGAAGAUUAUACAAAUAAUGAAAUGAUUGCAAAAAGAAAUAUAAUUAGAAAAUAUUUAAAAGAAAACAAAGAAACUUCUAAAGUAUUACAAGAAACACAACAUGAAGUUAUAAAUUUAACAAAUCAAAUUGAAAUUAAAGUUAAUAAUUUAUAUCAUAAACUUCAAAACCAAGGGACAAUAACACAAAAUCUAAAUUCAUUAAAUAUAGAAUUAGAUCAAGAAAUUAUAAAUUCGAAUUCAAAUAUAAUAAUUGCAAGAUUAUUAUUUAAAUUAGCAUACCCUUAUUCACCAAUGUUACAUUAUCAUUAUAGAUUUACAAAAUUCCUAGAUCAUAUACCCAAUUUAUUAAAACAAGAAAAUUUCACAUUAAUGUCAUUAAAAUGGGAAUCAAAAUCAAUUAAAAGCAAAAACCCAGAUAACAAAGGAAUCAAAAUAAAGAUUAAAAGACAAGUUGAAUCACAAAAUGAACCAUUGGAAAUUAUAAUACCUCCUAAUUCAAAAACUAAUUGGAUAUUAUUUGAUAAUAUAUAUUGGUUUAAAUUUCAAAAUAAUGAAUCUCAAAGUAAAUCUUUCAAGAUAAGAAGAGUAACUAAAAAUGAUCUUUUUUUGAAAAAGCAAUUAGGUAUAAAAUCAUUAUCAAAUUAUGAAAAUUUACCAAUAAUUUAUGAUCUUAAAAAGGGGGAAUUUCAAUUACCAACUGUGUCACCAAAUCCUGAAAUUAAUUGGAAAUUUAAACAAAAUAUAUUUGAAUUUUAA